CGGAGCCCCUUUGACCGAGCGCUGAAGCGGAAGCAGAAGAACUGGGCGGCGCUGCAGCCCGAGCCCGCCAAGUACAAUUACCUCAGGGAGGAGGUUGGUGGCAGAGUAGCAGACCGGGUGUUUGACAUUGCCAGAACGUUCCCUCUUGCUUUGGAUGUUGGUUCUGGAAGUGGCUACGUAGCUCAGUAUCUCAACAAGGAAAUAGUUGAAAAACUUAUUCAAAUGGAUGUGGCAGAGAAUGCACUGAAAAAUACUACGGAAUCUGAAAUCCCCACUUUCAGUGUUAUAGCUGAUGAAGAAUUCCUUCCCUUCAAAGAAGACACAUUUGAUCUUGUUGUUAGCAGUUUAAGUUUGCACUGGGUAAAUGACCUUCCUGGAGCUUUUAGAGAGAUUCAUCAAGUCCUUAAACCAAAUGGAGUAUUUAUUGGUGCCAUGUUUGGAGGAGAAACGCUGUAUGAACUUCGCUGCUCUUUGCAGCUCGCAGAACUUGAAAGAGAAGGAGGAUUCGCUCCACAUAUAUCUCCCUUCACUGCUGUCACUGACUUAGGACAUCUGCUGGGAAGAGCUGGCUUUAACACGUUGACUGUGGAUACUGAUGAAAUUCAAGUCAACUAUCCAGGAAUGUUUGAAAUCAUGGAAGAUUUGCAAGGUAUGGGGGAGAGUAACUGUUCUUGGAAUAGGAAACACAUGCUACACAGAGAAACAAUGUUAGCAGCUGCAGCAAUAUAUCAAGAAAUGUAUGGAAAUAAUGAUGGGUCAGUACCUGCUACAUUUCAGAUUUAUUACAUGAUAGGCUGGAAAUUCCAAGAGUCACAGGCAAGACCUGCCCAGAGAGGUUCUGCAACAGUGUCAUUUGCAGAUCUGGCCAAAAUAAAUGCCAUUAUUUCAGGAGAGAAAAAGUAGUUUGUCUGUACUGGAUCUUUAAAGAAGUUUGUAUUGGAGAUAUUCCACAGUUGUCAGGUUUUUCCUGUUAAUUCACUUUAAAGAGCUAAUAAAGCAGUUAACAUAAAUGCAAUCCUGUUUAUUCAGUGCAGUAUCAGUAAGAGCAUAACAUAGGAUCCAUAAACAUUUCUAUAGGAAGAUGUUACCUGUACUUUAAUAGAGGGGGUGAAACUUAUUUUUUGGUAGUUUUCAGAUAUGUCUGUUUGCACCAUUUCAGUGAUAAGGAUUGCUCUAACAGAAAUAAUGUCUUGUAAAAAUAUUUGUGUACUCUGGGAGUAAUAAUAUUAAAGAGAGUAUUUGCCUGGGGUGGUGAACAGGAUUUCAGCUAAAGUAAAGAGGAGGAAAAUCUGCAAAUACUCAUAUCCAGUUUAAUAUAUAAAUAGUCUGAAGAUCUGUUUGUUUUUCUUUGUGGGCCUCAAAAUAUGGGUAAAAACACUUGCCCAUCAGUUGUUGAAAUUCUCAUGUUUAACCGUCCUAUAAAAAUAACCUUACCUGUGAGAGAAGAUACCUUGCAACAAGGGAAAGAUGCAUUGCCUAAAGUAACAUUGAAGAUACCCAAAUAUUACUUUAAGGGCAAGAAGAAUACUAAGGUGGCAGCCUGACAACACUGCUAUUCAGUCUAAGGAGCUUAUGCAACAUUCUGUCAUGGAGUCUAUGUGGUGGAACCCAUGUAGAAAACAUACGAGUUAUAAGUGAAGCAGAGUAGCUUGUUAGUAACAGUUGAGUAAGUAUUCAACACUAAAUUAGUUUUGUGAAUCCUAAUGUCAGGGUUCCAAAUAGGAGAAAACAUCUUCUAUGACUCUCAAAGACAGAAACUUCUCUCUCCUGGCUGAGUAAUGUCAUUGACAUCUUGGUUUAGAGUUAAUAGGUAUUUUUCUGGGUAGCAUGUGGCAUCUGGUCUCUACUGUUUAAUGUAUCUGAUUUAUGACAGUUUAUUUCAGCAAGUGCCAAGAAAAAAUUGUCUGUCAGCCACCUUUAUUUUGGAAUCCAGAAUUCCAAGCAACCAGAAGAUACUCAUGUUAAAGCUGGUAGUUGUUAAUUAACUUUUCCUGCCCUCCUCUCACUUUCCUCAAGUUGCUAAGUCUUUUAAUGUGUAUCCUGUAGUAUUUGACGACAAAUGAAGUUUCUGAUUGAAUUCUGCAUUGGUGGUAGACACUUGUCAAAAAGCAUAAAGAUCUUUAGCCUAAGAGCAUGAAUUAGAUGUUUUAAGUAAUAAUAUCCUUUUUCUUCCCAAUAACAAAAAGCUGUAUUUUGCCCUGUCUGAUUCUUACAAUAUAAACAGUAAUAAACACAAAUUAUCUGUCAACAAA
Pelodiscus sinensis (Chinese soft-shelled turtle) is the source of this 2252-nucleotide messenger RNA. It is a transcript of the gene NDUFAF5, whose product is annotated as NADH:ubiquinone oxidoreductase complex assembly factor 5. NCBI's taxonomy places the organism in Eukaryota, Metazoa, Chordata, Testudines, Trionychidae. The record is from RefSeq and is a predicted model, not a curated record. Gene Ontology annotation, molecular function: S-adenosylmethionine-dependent methyltransferase activity. Gene Ontology annotation, cellular component: mitochondrion. Gene Ontology annotation, biological process: mitochondrial respiratory chain complex I assembly.